ACAAAGAAUUAGCUCGGUGAUGUUUUUUGUAAAAGAAGUUGCCGCAGCCGUCUUUCUCCACGGAAACUUCAAGCAUCGAUUACAUCGGGCCCACAUUAUAUUUUAACCCUCACAACAAUGGAAUGUAGAAUACGCCCGGCAGAAAAUUUUAUUCUUUUCUCGUAAUAUCUUUCCUUGUUCAUUCGAAAACCAAUUUUAUAAAGAUUUUAAUUUCGAAAAUUCUUAUUACAAGAAAGUUAUAAUUUGUAUAACACAUAAUGAUUGUAUUUAUUGAAUUGAAGUAAUGAUUUCUGGGGAAUUAAUGUCAACUGAAAGUAUUUUAUUUGAUGUGGAUGCAAGUGAAGUUUUACCUGCUAGAGGUCUUUGGGUGGGCUCAGCGAGGUGUUUUUCACGCGCUGAAUAGUUAAUUUUUAGUAUUUACAAAGGUCGUAUGUUGUACAAAAAGAGGCUGUGACACUUUAAAUAUAAUAACAACUUAUAAUUUUUUACGUCAAUUUACAUGAGUAGUGCUUCCUCAAAUAUUAAUUGGCUAAAAAAGAAAAGCAUCACUCACAUUCUCGUCACAGGAGCUAUGCUGCCUUGCAACUUUCCUGAGGACUUUAGCUAUAAAGUUAUAUUCUGCCUCGACACUCCCGUUCAAAAUCUUCUAGUCAAAUUCGAGGAUGCCCACGCCUUUAUAGAUGAGGGCAGGGCUUCUGGGGGUGUGCUAGUCCACUGCAGAUACGGCAGGUCGAGAAGCGUCUCCUUUGUAAUUUCCUACUUAAUGAGAACCUUCAAGAUGCCAUUUAGCGAAGCCUUUAAUACUGUCGCGAAGGCUAGACCCGACAUCUCCCUUAAUUAUGGGUUUGAGGAACAGUUACGUCUUUAUGAAACUAUGAAAUGCAGGGUUGACGAAACUCAUCCAAGCUAUAUACUAGUUAUGAAAAACACUAUGCCUUGAACGAAACAUUGAUGUAGCAAACAAUAAAAAAUAAGGGAGGCUAGAGCCUUCC
Messenger RNA from Zophobas morio, 992 nucleotides. RefSeq lists its product as uncharacterized. The record is from RefSeq and is a predicted model, not a curated record. Gene Ontology annotation, biological process: regulation of MAP kinase activity; protein dephosphorylation. Lineage: Eukaryota; Metazoa; Arthropoda; Insecta; Coleoptera; Tenebrionidae. The transcript has 6 exons. Gene Ontology annotation, molecular function: JUN kinase phosphatase activity. The coding region runs from base 500 to 940 and encodes 146 amino acids. Gene Ontology annotation, cellular component: cytoplasm.